AUGGAUCGUGUGAAAGAGACUAGAACCCUGGACAGGAAGAAUAUCCUAAUCAAGCCUCGACAACAUCGAUAUAGCUAUACAGCUAUGAUCGAAUUAUCAGAUAAAUAUGUAAAGCUGAAUAUUGCAGUGACAUGGACGAUAGCUCUGGCCCAAGAUAAUUCCAAUGAAGUGAAAGCCAGCCCUGAAGAGGACAAAAGCUCUAUAAGUGAGGAAGAAGGAGAGAGUACAACUGUAAGUGGUGAAGUCACUGGACGAAGAGGCCCACCAGCUGCUGAACAGACAGAGGAAGAAGCUAAAGCUGAAGGGAAAAGCCCUGGAACGAAAUCUGACGAUUCAGCUGCAGAGGAUAAAACAGAGGAAAAGUCAUCGGAUACAGAGGAGGUUUUUGAUAAACAU
Molecule: messenger RNA, 396 nt
Organism: Cylicostephanus goldi
Lineage: Eukaryota; Metazoa; Nematoda; Chromadorea; Rhabditida; Strongylidae
Source: the annotation of a GenBank genome assembly